AAGACUACUAAGACUAACUGGACUGGUAAAUAUUGUCUCCAUUUUAUAACUAAAGAUUGCCGCGUCUUCAACCGAGGCCAGAGUAAUAAGCGCGAAACCGGCCCCCUUGCUCUUCUCAUAUAGAAAGCCGACGGUAUCGUCAUAACUUGAUACUACAUAUCUACCGCAACCCUUCCGGCUGUCGCCUUCGCAUCUCUUUUCUCGUCAUGUUGGCUUCAGCUCGCUCGCCCGCCUUUAGGAACAGCUUCCGUCAGUUUACCAAGAUACGCGCCGCGCAGACUCUCAGCAUGGCUCCCACCAAGCGAGCCAACAGUUCCUCAUCCUCUUCAAGCUAUGUCGAGAACCACUCAAAGGGACCAAUGCUGCGAUGGCAGGACUCUCUUCCACGAUUGCCCGUGCCGACACUCGAGGAGACAGCCAGCCGUUAUCUGAAGACGCUUCACCCUCUCCUGUCUACUAGCGAGUACGAGGCCAGCAAGAAAGCCGUUGACGAGUUUGUGCGUCCCGGCGGCGUCGGAUCAAAGCUGCAAGAAAAGCUCGUGGCCAAGCGUGAGGAUCCAAAGACGAAGAACUGGAUCUAUGAGUGGUGGAAUGAUGCCGCCUACCUCUCCUACCGCGAUCCAGUUGUUCCUUACGUUAGCUACUUCUAUUCCCACCGAGACGACCGCCGAAGACGAGACCCAGCCAAGCGCGCCGCUGCGAUUACAACAUCAGUCCUUGAGUUCAAGAAGCAGGUCGACGCCGGUACUCUUGAGCCAGAGUACAUGAAGAAGCUGCCCAUUUGCAUGGACAGCUACCAGUGGAUGUUCAAUGCCUCUCGAGUUGCAGCCAAGCCCGCCGAUCAUCCUGUCAAGUUCUCAGCCGAGGAGAACAAGCACAUUGUUGUUAUUCGCAAGAACCAGUUCUUCAAGAUUCAGCACGAGAUCGACGGAAAGCAGCUCAACACAUCAGAGCUUGAGCAACAGUUCAAGCACAUCUAUGAGGUCGCCCAGCGUGUCCCUGCUGUUGGUACACUCACCUCAGAGAACCGAGACAUCUGGACGGACGCUCGUGAUAUCCUGCUCAAGGCCAGCCCGAAAAACAAGGAUGCUCUUCAGGCUAUCGAGUCAGCCUCCUUUGUGGUUUGCCUCGACCACGCAGCACCUGUCACUCUUGAGGAGCGUGCUCAUCAAUACUGGCACGGCGACGGUGCCAACCGCUGGUAUGACAAGCCUCUGCAGUUCAUCAUCAACGAUAACGGCACUUCUGGAUUUAUGGGCGAGCACUCCAUGAUGGACGGCACUCCCACUCAUCGCCUCAACGACUACGUUAACGAUCUCAUCUUUGGAAACAAACUUGACUUCUCUGACCCCAGCAUCCGCUCUAACCUGCCCGACCCUCAGCUCGUCAAGUUUGAAAUCACUCAGGAAGUCCAGAACGAAAUUGAUCGUGCUACAAAGGACUUUAACGAUGUCAUUAGCAAGCACCAGCUUGCCGUACAAGCCUACCAAGGCUACGGAAAGGGUCUCAUCAAGAAGUUCAAGUGCUCACCAGACGCUUAUGUUCAGAUGAUCAUCCAGCUUGCCUACUUCAAGAUGCCAUGGCCGAAUUCCUCCGUUGACGACAAGACACGUGUAGAGCUUUUCCGCAAGGCCAUCAACGCCCAUAUCGAGUACAUCACUGCUGCAUCUGAUGGCAAGGGUGUUGACAGACAUCUCUUUGGACUCAAGAAGCUCCUUGAAGCUGGCCAAGAAGUCCCCGCCAUUUACAAGGACCCCGCCUUCGCAUACUCCAGCUCGUGGCACUUGUCCACUUCUCAACUCAGCUCCGAGUUCUUUAACGGUUACGGUUGGAGCCAGGUCAUCGACGCUGGGUUUGGCAUCGCAUACAUGAUCAACGAGAACAGCCUCAACUUCAACAUUGUAUCCAAGGGCCUCGGCAGUGACCGUAUGAGCUACUACUUGAACGAAGCUGCCAACGAUAUGCGCGAGUUGCUCACACCUACUCUCGAGCCUCCCAAGGCCAAGCUGUAA
Messenger RNA from Fusarium graminearum PH-1, 2012 nucleotides. RefSeq lists its product as uncharacterized. Bases 288 to 2012 code for a protein of 574 amino acids. The transcript has 5 exons. Gene Ontology annotation, cellular component: peroxisome; mitochondrion. Gene Ontology annotation, molecular function: carnitine O-acetyltransferase activity. NCBI's taxonomy places the organism in Eukaryota, Fungi, Ascomycota, Sordariomycetes, Hypocreales, Nectriaceae. Gene Ontology annotation, biological process: carnitine metabolic process. The record is from RefSeq and is a predicted model, not a curated record.